AUGAAAAAAGGUCAAACCAAAGAAUACAAAACCACUCUCCUAGAUGAAUACAUUGAAAUGCUCAUUCAAGAUAAGAAUAAGGACUUGAGUCAGCUCUUCCGAUUAUACUGUGAAAAAUCGUUGGCACUCGAAAAUGUACUUCUUAUGGACACACUCGUUCACAUGAAACGAAAAUCAACAAGUAUUCCUAUUGAGGCAUUGAAAGAAAUACAAGAACAAUUUCUAGCUCCCUUCUCGACCUAUGAAGUCAAUGUUCCCAUGAAAGUGAAAAGAAGUAUUAUAGAUGCCAUGGAUGAUGCUUCCAAAAAGAACUUGCAAAAAGUGAAUACCGAAAUUUUGAAUGAAAUUAUGGUCGAGACAGAAUACAACUUGCGUUCAACGUUUAUGAGGUUCCAAAAAACGAAUGAAUUUAUGCAAUGGGAAGAGAUUUAUCAACUUCAGAAAGAUCAAUCAGCAUUGACUUGA
This is a messenger RNA of Naegleria lovaniensis, 465 nucleotides long. RefSeq lists its product as uncharacterized. The record is from RefSeq and is a predicted model, not a curated record. Lineage: Eukaryota; Heterolobosea; Eutetramitea; Acrasida; Naegleriidae. The transcript has a single exon. Bases 1 to 465 code for a protein of 154 amino acids.